Messenger RNA from Effrenium voratum, 198 nucleotides. NCBI's taxonomy places the organism in Eukaryota, Dinophyceae, Suessiales, Symbiodiniaceae. The record is from the annotation of a GenBank genome assembly.
AUGGGGCCUUACUCGACAAAGCUGGAGCAGUUGGCACUGCUGGAGAUGGGCAAGGCUAGCGACUCCACCUUCGCGCGAGAGGAAUUCCAGAGGUUCUUCGAGAUUUACCUGCGGCUCUACGCUGAGGCUGCAGCUGCGAUGGAUUCAGGCGAGAAGGCCAACGGCAACGCUGGCAUCCUAGUCUUUGAGCAGAGCUAA